This is a messenger RNA of Austrofundulus limnaeus, 1836 nucleotides long. RefSeq names its product circadian associated repressor of transcription a (gene ciarta). NCBI's taxonomy places the organism in Eukaryota, Metazoa, Chordata, Actinopteri, Cyprinodontiformes, Rivulidae. The record is from RefSeq and is a predicted model, not a curated record. The transcript is spliced from 6 exons. Gene Ontology annotation, molecular function: RNA polymerase II cis-regulatory region sequence-specific DNA binding. Gene Ontology annotation, biological process: circadian regulation of gene expression; negative regulation of DNA-templated transcription. Gene Ontology annotation, cellular component: nucleus. The coding region runs from base 165 to 1349 and encodes 394 amino acids.
AGGCAGAUCGAUGAGCAACCGGGGCGGUGAGCGGAAGGCUGGGCUCCCCGUGAUGCUCCUCCAGCCGCGGAGAGUGUGCUGACGGGUCUGUGGGAAUAAACCCGCUGUCGGGAGGUUUUUAUCCUCCUCACGAAGAAGCUGCUUUUUAUUUUAAACUUACUGAAAUGAUGCAGUCUCAAGGAAGCACUUCCACCCAGCCCUCCUUCGACUCCCUGAGCUCCGGCGACAGCUUCCUGCUCAGCGACUCGGAGCAGGAUGAGGUGGAUGUCUUCCUGGCGGACAACGCUUCCUCCGGUGUCCUGGGCGGGGCUAAGGCCGAGGAAGAUGAGGGACCGAAGGGCCCCGGGUCCCGAUGGGACGGCUUCACGGACAAAGCGGAGGAGGAGGAGGAAGUGUACGGGUCCGAGAGCGGCGGCAAACACCUGGGCCUGGAGGAGACGGGUCCUACGAGCCAGAAACCCAAAUCCCAGGGAGACGUGCUGUUUGCUCAGAAGUGUGCUGAGCUGCAGGGUUUCGUCAGGCCUCUGCUGGAGCUGCUGAACGGGCUGAAGAAGGGCCGAUUCGACCACGGUUUAAGUAGUUUCCAGCAGAGCGUGGCUAUGGAUCGCAUCCAGAGGAUUGUUGGGGUUCUGCAGAGGCCAGACUGUGGAGAGAAGUAUCUGAACACGCUGCUUCAGGUGGAGGUGAUGUUAAAGCUGUGGUUCCCUCAGAUCUGCGCUCAGUCUGUGACUUCCUCCUCGAGCAUCACCACCUGUCCCACCCACACCUGCAGCUCCACCCCGCCACAUAAACACAGAGAUCAGCUACAUAUCCCCGUCAAGAAACGCAGACUCAGCUGGACUGGCACUGACUCCCCCACGCCGUCCCCCGUGGCGCCCAAGUGUCCUCGCGUCGCUGCAGGCGAGAGGAGGCCGAAGCACAGCCGGGACGAACGGGACCGGCCCCCCUCUGCUCCGCCCCCGGCCGAAGGAAGCGGCGUUGAGGACGCCCCGUCAGCGUACAGGCCGGCCCCGAGCUCCGAGCCCAGGGAGACGUGGGUGCACGUGGCCCCCAUCCCGUCCCCGCGCAAAACCUGCCCGUCGCACGAGGCCGCCGGGRGGGAGGACAAAAGCUCCGGCCCCGCGCCCAACAGGAAGUGCGGUCCGGCCACGCAGGACUGCUCCAUCUCGUCCACCACGCCCUCCGAGCACCACAGAAACCAGAGGAAGCCAACCCAGUGCCAAAGCCUGCCUGCUGUGGGCCAGCAGAGCGGCAGGGACACCCCCGGGACAUGUCAGGGACACACGCAGCCCCCKCUCGUCUCGGUGAAACCUCCGCUCGGGGUAAGACCCUCCGCUUUAGAGACCUGAUGAACGAGCAGAGAGUCAGCAGCUUCCCUCUCCUUCCAUCACCCAAAGCUGCUGCCGCACCAAGAAGGGGGCUCAGACACCAGGUCCAGCUGGAAGAAAUGAUAGAAACUGUACAGAUCACAGCUGAAAUGAUUAUAUCAAAUUAGAUCUAAUCAAACAAUCGUGACUACGUAAUAAACUAAAAAUGCACAAAACCAGGAUGUGGUUAAAGAGACCUAAAGAUACUUGAACAGAUAUUUACUUGUCAGCAUGAAAGCAAUCAGUCCACUCAAAGACGGAUAUUUGAGCACAGCUCAGACGAGCAGGAGCUCUGACGUCAGUAUUACAGAGGAAAACACUUAACGAUGGUUUAACUGGAGUUAACGCAGCUGAUUCUUUGGUUUUCACAAGAAAACGAGCCAAACGCUUUUAUUCAAGUGAGUGAAGAACAACUUAUUUAUGAGCCAUCAUAUCAAAAUGAGGAUUAAAGCAAAUUUGGUCAAAAUGA